This is a messenger RNA of Chara braunii, 1495 nucleotides long. NCBI's taxonomy places the organism in Eukaryota, Viridiplantae, Streptophyta, Charophyceae, Charales, Characeae. The record is from the annotation of a GenBank genome assembly.
ACCAGAUCGAGGAGAUAAAUGGGACUGAGUGGAAGGAUUGGGUAUCUGGAACGCGACUGAAGAAAUUUGUGGCGAGAGAAGAGGUCUGACUUUACGAAGACAGCCAUGCCAAGAGRAGGGAAGGGGACACGGCCGCCUCAGAGGCCGUUGGGUGCAUCAGGAGGAUACGAGCGGCUUGGGCCUCGCCAUCGAGAGRGUACUCCAGUCUACAGUGAUGGGGACAUCGAGCUAUUCCUGGACAAUUUCUGGGGGCAUGCGAGGCGUAUGGGCUGGACCGUCGCUCAGGCGAUUGAGAGAUUGAGGGGAGCAGGUAGGUUCGAGGAGCCCAUUGCCAGGAUUCGUAGGGAGGCAACGACGAGGCAGAAGGUGGAGAUGAAGAUGAAGGAGUUGCGACCCUCGCCUGUGGGACCUGAUGGCAGGCCGAUCCGCCUGGAGAUUGGAAAUGCGUCGGACUUCAUCCCCGCGUUUGAAUGGUUUAUGCAGGGACAGGGCAUACCGAGAGAUGAUUGGAUGCAGACGCUACCACUCUGGACCAGGAAGGCGGAAAGGCCACUGGCUAUGCAGAUCAGGGACAUGGCACGAGAUUGGGAGAGCUGCAGGGCACAUCUGAGAGAGGCCUUUCGACGGUCGGAGCUCCCUCAGCCCAAAGUUGAGAGGCGGCAGAGGAGUCAAAGAUCGAGGGACCCUGAACCCAGGGAAGUGAGGCCGUCUCGGGGAGGACGGAAGGCCCUAGCCAGGAGAGAGGAGGAGCCGGAGCAGGAGCCAGAGGUUGAAGAGCAAGAGACAUACCCUGAGUAUGGGUUGGGACCAGUGGAGUUCCAUCCUUAUGCCCUGGAGCAUCCAGACCUGGAAGAGCCAGCACCUGCUGAGCUGCGCCGGGAGCUGUGCCAACCUGAGAAGGAAAUGGAAGCAGAAAUCCCGAAGAGGGUCGACCUCCGCACAAGGGAAAGGGCGCCAGCCGGAGAAACGGCUGAAGAAAAGAGGGMGAGAAGAACAAGACGGAUAAAUGAGAUAUGGCAAGAGAGGCAGAGAUUGGAGGCGACGGGGGAGCUCCCGGAGCAGCAGCAGGAGAGGCAGAGAUCAGAGGCAGCAGGAGCACUCCCGGGUCAGCCACCCAGCGUACCAGCUAGGGCCCCGGAGAUUCCUGAGACGUGGAGAGACUUCUGGGAGCAGAGAGGAGAGGAGCUUCCAUCGCCAGUCAGAGCCGGGUUUGGGAUAGCCAGGAAGGCAGAAGAGAGGUUAGAUCGUAAAAUCAAGUUCCUGGCCAAGACCACUUUUGACCGGCACUUGUUAUUGGAGAGCGAUCUGACGGGGAAGAAGAUGAAGGARGUAAGCCAUGGAGUACGCCUGGAGGCUAUGGAGAUGGAAAUUCAGGAACUCAGGACCUUGGUGGCCAGCCAGGCAGCUAUCAUCGAGAGCCUGAGGCAGCAAACCUAGGAGAGGGUGGACAGGCCAGAGAGCAGCAGGCAAGGAGAGCAGAGGCAGCCGGGACAGG